CUGCUCCAACCACAACCAAAGCUGCUCCAACCACAACAACGGUGGCACCAACAAUCACAACUUCUGCUCCAACCACGACAACAGCUUCACCAACCACCACCACAGCUGCACCAACCACAUCAACUGCUACUCCAACAACCACAACUGCUGCUCCAACCACGACAACAGCUGCUCCAACCACGACAACGGUGGCACCACCAACAACAACUGCUGCUCCAACAACGACAACAGCUUCUCCAACCACAACCACAGCUGCUCCAACCACAACCACUGCAGCAACAACCACAACAACAGUAGCAGCAACAAAAACAACUUCUGCUCCAACCACGACAACAGCUGCCCCGACCACAACCACAGCUGCUCCAACCACAACCACAGCUGCUCCAACCUCAACCACUGCAGCACCAACCACAACAUCAUUCGCACCUGAGACUCAGAAGUUCAUCUUGGUGCAUCACAAUGAAGGCCAUCUCAAGUCUUAUAAUGCAUUUAGAGGACAAAGGAGAGGAGCUGUGGUUGAAGAUGCACAGGUGUACCCUUUACAGAACAUUUUUACCUUCAAGUAUAACGUAGACAUGGCUCACAACCAAGAGUGGAGCAGGACUCUUCAAAACACUCAUUGA
This is a messenger RNA of Neolamprologus brichardi, 623 nucleotides long. NCBI's taxonomy places the organism in Eukaryota, Metazoa, Chordata, Actinopteri, Cichliformes, Cichlidae. The record is from RefSeq and is a predicted model, not a curated record.